AUGUCACAAUUUAAUAGCGAUUUUGAUGUAAAAAUAAUCGUUGGAAAUGAACCAAAUAUUAAAGAAUUCGAUGCGCAUUCUACAGUUUUAAAUUCUUGCUCUCUUUAUUUUGAAAGGGCAUUAUCAGAAAGAUGGAGGGAUCAAAAACAUGGCAUUUAUAUUAUUAGAAAGCCAAAUAUUCAUCCUACUAUUUUUAAGUUAAUUCUUGACUAUAUUUACACUGGAAAAAAUAUAUGUCAAAUAUCAGGCGAAGUUUCUUUAGAUAUACUGGUUGCAUCUGAUGAACUAGAGCUUCUUGAUAUCGCUGAAUGUUCUCAAAAGCACUUAAUUAAUGUUUUUUCUCCAUGGUUAUUCUCUAAUAUUGAAGUUGGUCUAGCAAGCAGGAAAAUUAUGAGCAUAGAAUAA
Messenger RNA from Cetraspora pellucida, 405 nucleotides. The record is from the annotation of a GenBank genome assembly. Lineage: Eukaryota; Fungi; Glomeromycota; Glomeromycetes; Diversisporales; Gigasporaceae.